Mercenaria mercenaria is the source of this 8220-nucleotide messenger RNA. RefSeq names its product DNA polymerase epsilon subunit 2-like. Gene Ontology annotation, biological process: DNA-templated DNA replication; error-prone translesion synthesis. Gene Ontology annotation, molecular function: DNA binding. NCBI's taxonomy places the organism in Eukaryota, Metazoa, Mollusca, Bivalvia, Venerida, Veneridae. The record is from RefSeq and is a predicted model, not a curated record. The coding region runs from base 72 to 1643 and encodes 523 amino acids. The transcript has 15 exons. Gene Ontology annotation, cellular component: epsilon DNA polymerase complex.
GAAAACAUCACACGUGUAAACAUUACAUGAACACCGCUUGUUUGGAAAAAUAACCCGCGAAAAAAUAAAAAAUGUCAACAAAGUUGAAAUCAACAAUUACCUCAUCUUUUAAGAUGCACGGCUUAUCUUUAAGAAGUGAAGCAAGUCGUUAUCUGGUGGAUGUAUUUUCGCAGGUAGAUGAAGAAGAUUGUCAAGAAUGGCUAGAUAAAAUCAUAGAAAUUGUGCAAAAACAGCCGUUAACAUCGUCAUUGAUAGACAAACAGAUUUGUGAGAGUGCGGUACAAGAGUGCAAUGCUGAACAAGAUGAUGAGAGUGACAAAAUAUUUUCUGUGAUUGAUGCAUUUUCUGUGCCAAGGUUUACCUAUCAGAAAGACAGGAAAAAGUUUAUACCAAACUCUACCCUGGGGUUGCCAGCCCCGUGUCUACACGGUAAUGCUAAUGAUAAAGCUAAUUUGUUUAGGGAGAGGUACACAAUACUUCAACAGAGAACACUGAGACAUGAUCUGUUCACACCGCCAGCUUUAGGAAGUGCACCAGAUGAAAGUAAAAAAUUUCAGUUGAAGCCUAUAGAAUACCUGCUUGGAACCACAGCCAAGGUCGGAGAGGUCAUAGUGUUAGGAAUGCUUACACAGCUCAAGGAGGGCAAGUGGUAUUUAGAAGAUCCCACAGGUGUUGUACAGAUAGAUCUUUCUAAAGCUAAUUUUCACACAGGGCUGUUUACAGAGAACUGCUUUGUAUUAGCUGAAGGUUGGUAUGAAGAUGAAAUGUUUCAUGUAAAUGCAUUUGGAUUUCCUCCACCAGAACCAGCCAAAACUACCAGAUCUUUCUUUGGCAACUUGAACUUUUUUGGGGGACCAUCAACAACAAGUGUGAAAGCAUCAAGCAAGCUACAACAAAUAGAACAGGAAAAUUCUGAUGCCAUGUUUAUAAUCCUCUCUGAUGUCUGGCUGGACCAGAUUAAAGUCAUAGAGAAGUUGAGGGUAUUAUUCUCAGGUUACUCAGGGUUUCCACCAACAUGUUUUAUUUUCUGUGGUAAUUUUCUUUCAUCACCAUUGGGAACUAGUCAUGCAAAGGUUUUAAAAGAGUGUUUUGAGCAAUUAGCAGAGUUGAUGUGUGAGUUUCCAGACCUUAUCAAAAGCAGUAAAUUCUUGUUCAUACCUGGACCUCAGGACCCGGGACCAUCCACAAUAUUACCUAGGCCAGCAAUACCAAAUUCUGUAACAGAGGAGAUCAGAAAGAAAGUACCGUCUGCAAUAUUUGCCAGUAAUCCAUGCAGGAUACAGUACUGUACACAAGAAAUUGUUGUAUUCCGUGAAGAUAUUGUCACAAAGAUGUGUCGCAACUGUGUCAAGUUUCCAGAGGAUGGUGAUGUUCCAACACAUUUUACAAAGACUUUGGUAUGUCAAGGACACCUGACUCCCCUCCCACUUCAUGUUUCACCUGUUUACUGGGCAUACGAUUGUGGAUUGCGCUUGUACCCACUACCAGACCUUGUGAUAUGUGCGGACAAACAUGACCCUUUUCACAGCACAUCAGUAGACUGUACAGUUUUAAAUCCGGGUUCAUUUCCUAGAACAGAUUACAGUUUCAAGGUGUAUCUACCUGCCACAAGACAGAUUGAAGACAGUAAAAUAGAAGAUUAAUCUUGAUGAUCUCACAUAGAAAUCUCAUCAUGAAAAAAGCAAUUUAUCAUUAUUUAAUAUUGACUCAUCUUUUCUUACUAAUGUGAAAGUGCAUUUACAUUAGAGACUUGUUAACAACUUUUUUGAUAAGAUUUUGUUUUCUUUUUACCACUGUUGAUAAAAAUUGUUUUUAUAGUGUAUUAAGAAGAGACUUUCAGUAUAGCUUUAUACUGGUAUAAUUGUAUUUCCAGCAACAUCUAUUUAGAGUAUGUUUUGAAACAGUCAAAAGAAAAAGCAUUGUCAUAGAUUUUGAAUAGUAUCAGUAAUGUAUUCUUCGUGGAAAGUCAGACUCUAGUACAUAAGGAAUAAUAAAAUUUUCAAUAUAUUUGUGGUUUAAUAGUCUUAAUUGACAUGCAUUUGUUAAAAUUGUAGGUAACAGAAAGAAAAAAAAGGUGUUUUAGAUGGGACUAAUAAUGUGCUAUGUAAUAGACAAAAGAACUUUUCUCUUCAGGAUUAUAGGUCUUUAAAACCAGUAUAUUACUUCAAUAGCAUUGAUAAAUGUGAUUAUUUAAGCUUUUUAUGUUUGAAAUAUUAUAUUCAUUUACUCCUAUUAAAUGAGAACUUUUUCUGGAGAGGUCGUGCUAAACCAAUUUCUUUUUUUUCUUUCUUUGUGUGGUUUAACAUUGCACCAACACAAUUAUAGGUCAUAUGGCGACUUUCCGGCUUCGCUGGUGGAGGAAGACCCUAGGUGCACCUCCAUGCAUUACAUCACGAGCAGGCACCUGGAUAGAACCACCAACCUUCCGUAAGCCAGCUGGAUGGCUUCCUCACAUGAAGAAUUCAACGCCCUGAGUGAAGCUCGAACCCACCGGUGAGGGGUUCGAGUCUCAUUUGGGGCAUUGAAUCUUCACGCGAGGAAGCCAUCCAGCUGGCUUAGGAAGGAAGAUGGUUCUACCUAGGUGGCAGCUCAUGAUGAAAUAGUGCAUGGAAGGGCACCUGGGUUUUUGCUCCACCAUGAAAGCUUGGAUGUCACCAUAUGACCUAUAAUUGAGUCGAUGCAAUGUUAAACCCAACAAAAAAAUUAAAUCUGAGCCGAAGUGAUUAAUCAAAAUAUUCUCCAGAACUCUUUAAGUACAUGAAGCAUUUUCAUUAAAUAUUAAUACUAUUUCCUAUAAACUCAUAAUGAGAACAAAUCUGCCAAAAACAAUAUUACUGUUCAGGAUUAUGUCUCUUCCGUCCCCCCCCCCCCCCCCAUCCAUAUUGUUUUUGCCCUGUCCAUACUUGCGUCACACUUCAUUUCCAGUCAAUAACUGGAGAACCAUUUGACCUAGAACCUGCAAACUUCAUAGGAUGGUAGGGCUUAUGGAGUAGACAGCUGCUAUUGUUUUUGGGAUCACUCCAUCAAAGGUCAAGGUCACAGGGGCCUGAACAUGGAAAACCAUUUCCGAUCAAUAACUUGAGAACCACUUGACCCAGAAUGUUGAAACUUCAUAGGAUGAUUGGUCAUGCAGAGUAGAUGACCCCUAUUGUUUUUGGGGUCACUUUGUUAAAGGUCAAGGUCACAGGGGCCGGAACAUGGAAAGUCAUUUCUGAUCAAUAACUUGAGAAACACUACCCAGAAUGUUGAAAUUUCAUAGGGUGAUCGGGCAUGCAGAGUAGAUGGCCCCUAUUGAUUUUGGGGUCACUCUAUUAAAGGUCAAGGUCACAGCAGACAGAACAUGGAAAUCCAUUUUCGGUCAGUAAUUUGAGAACUAUUUAACCUAGAACCUUCAAACUUCAUAGGGUGAUAGGACUUACAGAGUAGAUGACCCCUAUUGUUUUUUUGCUCACUCCAUCAAAGGUCAAGGUCACAAUGGGCUGAACAUAGAGAACUCUUUCCAAUCAAUAAAAUGAGAACCACUUGACCCAGAAUGUUGAAACUUAAUAGGAUGAUUGGACAUACAGAGUUGAUGACCCCUAUUGAUUUUGGGGUCACUCUGUUAAAUGUCAAGGUCAAAGGAACUUGAACAUGGAAAGUCAUUUCUGAUCAAUAACUUGAGAACCACUUGACCCAGAAUGUUGAAACUUCAUAGGGUGAUUGGACAUGCAGAGUAAAUGACCCCUAUUGUUCUUGGGGUCUCUGUUAAAGGUCAAGGUCACAGGGGCUUGAACAUGGAAAACAAUUUCCAAUCAAUAACUUGAGAACCUCUUGACCAAGAAUGUUGAAACUUCAUAGAAUGAUUGGACAUGCAGAAUAUAUGACCGUUAUUGAUUUUGGGGUCACUUUAAUAAGGGUCAAGGUCACAGCAGACAGAACAUGGAAAUCCAUUUCCUGUCAAUAGCUUGAUAACUAUUUGACCUAGAACCUUCAGACUUCAUAGGGUGAUAGGACUUAAAGAGUAGAUGACCCUUAAUGUCUUUGGGGUCACUCCAUUGAAGGUCAAGGCCACAGAGGGCUGAACGUAAAAAACUUUCCAAUCAAUAACUUGAGAACCACUUGACCCAGAAUUGAAACUUAUUAGGAUGACUGGACAUGCAGGAUAGAUGACCACUACUGAUUUUGGGGUCACUCGAUCAAAGGUCAAGGUCACAGGGGCCUGAACAUAGAAAACUCCAGUUAAUAACUUGAGAACCACCAGGCCCAAAAUGUUGAAACUUCAUUGGAUGAUUGGUCAUUCAGAGUAGAUGACCCCUAUUGUUUUUGGGGUCACUUUGUAAAAGGUCAAGGUCACAGGGCCGGAACAUGGUAUGAUUGGACAUGCCAAGUAGAUGAUCCCUAUUGCAGUCAACCAUCAGUGUCUCUUUGACUUUCGCUCCUGUCCCCUAUUGACUUCUUGCCUAUACGACUAUGCACUGGGGGAGACGUGCUUUUUUACAAAAGCAUCUUCUAGUUUGUUUCUUUUUAAAUUUUAGUACUCUUAUGAAUUUCCAAACCAUAUAAAUUUUAAAUUACCAGUCAUAAUAUAGAAUUCACAUUGUAGCUGCCUAUCCUAAACAAAUGUACAUCUGCCACAUUCACAACUUAUCAUGCACUUCUGCUAAUUUACAAUGAAUUCCUACCUUUUGUGAAACCUUUUUAUUUUGUUAGCACAAACCUACAUGGUUAUGGCAAAAAUGGCUAUUCAGUGGGGAUAUGUGUUCGUGGAUUUAACAUUUUGAAAGUAAAAUUAGAUGGAAUUAUACUUAUUAAUUGGAAUUCAAUUUUGUGGAUUAACUCGAACACGAAAUCCACAAAAACUACUUCCUCACAAAUGUUAACGAUUUGUUUGAAUUAUAAUAUGACAUUUGAAGUAUCAUAUUUUCUCAUCUUUUAACUUCUCAUAUUUGUACAUAUUCUACAUUUAAUUUAAAUGUUGUGGUACUUUACUUACUAUUUUGUGCUAUUUUUAUGCCCCCCAAAGGGAGGCAUAUUAGUUUUCAACUGUCCGUCCAUUCGUUUGUUAGUUCGUUCGUCACAACGUUAACUUUUUGCAUGAAGGCACUUUACUCGCGAACCACUGCACCCAGGACCUUCAAACUUCACAUGCUGAUAGUACUUAUUGAGUACACCACCCCUACUGACUUUGGGGUCACCAGGUCAAAGGUCACAGGGGCCAACAUUAACUUUUUGCAUUCAGGCACUUUACUCGCGAACCACUGCACCCAGGACCUUCAAACUUCACUUGCUGAUAGUACUUGUUGAGUACACCACCCUACUGACUUUGGGGUCACUAGGUCAGAGGUCAAGGUCACAGGGGCUAACGUUAACUUUUUGCAUUCAGGCACUUUACUCGCGAACCACUGCACCCAGGACCUUCAAACUUCACUUGCUGAUAGUACUUAAUGAGUACACCACUCCUACUGACUUUGGGGUCACCAGGUCAAAGGCCAAGGUGCUGCGGGGACAAUUUGUCACCAUUAGUGACAGCUCUUGUUAUGUCUCCCCUAGGACACAUAUUGUUUUUGCCCUGUCCGUCCGUCCGUACGUCACACUUCAUUUCCGAGCAAUAACUGGAGAACCAUUUGACCUAGAACCUUCAAACUUCUUAGGGUUGUAGGGCUGCUGGAGUAGACGACCCCUAUUGUUUUUGGGGUCACUCCGUCAAAGGUCAAGGUCACAGGGGCCUGAACAUUGAAAACCAUUUCCUAUCAAUAACUAGAGAACCACUUGACCCAGAAUGUGGAAACUUCAUAGGAUGAUUGAUCAUGAAGAGUAGAUGACCCCUAUUGAUUUUGGGGUCACUCCGUCAAAGGUCAAGGUCACAGGGGCCUGAACAUUGAAAACCAUUUCCGAUCAAUAACUAGAGAACCACUUGACCCAGAAUGUUGAAACUUCAUAGGAUGAUUGGUCAUGAAGAGUAGAUGACCCAUAUCGAUCUUGGGGUCACUUUGUCAAAGGUCAAGGUCACAGGGGCCUGAACAUUGAAAACCAUUUCCGAUCAAUAACCAGAGAACCACUUGACCCAGAAUAUUGAAACUUCAUAGGAUGAUUGGUCAUGAAGAGAAGAUGUCCCCUAUUGAUUUUGGGGUCACUCCGUCAAAGGUCAAGGUCACAGGGGCCUGAACAUUGAAAACCAUUUCUGAUCAAUAACUAGAGAACCACUUGACCCAGAAUGUUGAAACUGCAUAGGAUGAUUGGUCAUGAAGAGUAGAUGUCCCCUAUUGAUUUUGGGGUCACCCUGUCAAAGGUCAAGGUCACAGGGGCCUGAACAUUGAAAACCAUUUCUGAUCAAUAACUAGAGAACCACUUGACCCAGAAUGUUGAAACUUCAUAGGAUGAUUGGUCAUGAAGAGUAGAUGACCCCUAUCUAUCUUGGGGUCACUCCGUCAAAGGUCAAGGUCACAGGGGCCUGAACAUUGAAAACCAUUUCCGAUCAAUAACCAGAGAACCACUUGACCCAGAAUGUUGAAACUUCAUAGGAUGAUUGGUCAUGAAGAGAAGAUGUCCCCUAUUGAUUUUGGGGUCACUCCGUCAAAGGUCAAGGUCACAGGGGCCUGAACAUUGAAAACCAUUUCCGAUCAAUAACUAGAGAACCACUUGACCCAGAAUGUUGAAACUGCAUAGGAUGAUUGGUCAUGAAGAGUAGAUGUCCCCUAUUGAUUUUGGGGUCACUCUGUCAAAGGUCAAGGUCACAGGGGCCAGAACAUUGAAAACCAUUUCCGAUCAAUAACUAGAGAACCACUUGACCCAGAAUGUUGAAACUUCAUAGGAUGAUUGGUCAUGAAGAGUAGAUGACCCCUAUUGAUUUUGGGGUCACUCCGUCAAAGGUCAAGGUCACAGGGGCCUGAACAUUGAAAACCAUUUCCAGUCAGUAACUUGAGAACCACUUGACCCAGAAUGUUGAAACUUAAUAGGAUGAUUGGUCAUGCAGAGUAGAUGACCCCUUACAAUAUUGGGGUCACUCUGUGAAAGGUCAAGGUCACAGGGGCCUGAACAUUGAAAACCAUUUCCGGUCAGUAACUUGAGAACCACUUGACCCAGAAUGAUGAAACUUCAUAGGAUGAUUGGUCAUGCAGAGUAGAUGACCCCUAACGAUUUUAGGGUCACUCUGUUAAAGGUCAAGGCCACAGGGGCCUGAACAUGGAAAACCAUUUCCAAUCAAUAACUUGAGAACCUCUCGACCCAGAAUGUUGAAACUUCAUAGGAUGAUUGUUCAUGCAGAGUAAAUGACCCCUAUUGUUUUUGGGGUCAGUCUAUUAAAGGUCAAGGUCACAGUGGCCUGUUCAUGUAAAAUCAUUUUUUGGAAAUAACUUGAGAACCACUUGACCUACAAUGUUGAAACUUAAUAGGAUGAUUGGACAUGCAGAGUAGAUGACCCCUAUUCUAUUUUGAGGUCAUCUGAUCAAAGGUCAAGGUCACAGGAGCCUGAACAGUGACUUGAGAACCAAUAGGCCAAGAGUGUUGAAAUUUAACGGGAUGACUGUACAUGCCAAGUAGAUGAUCCCUAUUGCAGCCAACCAUCAGUGUCUCUUUGACUUUCGCUCCUGACCCCUAUUGAUUUCUUGCAUAUAGGACUUUGCAUUGGGGGAGACAUGCGCUUUUUUACAAAAGCAUUUUCUAGUUUCUUUUAAAAUAUUUAAAUUAUUUGUGUUUGCCUAUGCUAAUAAAUCCUGAAUAGUCUUUGGUUUAUAAAGUUUAUGUUACGUAUCCACAUAACAACACAUUCAGCUUGAUCUUUGACAUUGUUUUGCAUGUUGCUUAUUUUCUAAAUAAUUCUUUACAAGGUUUUAACCCUUACCCUGCUAAAUUUCUAUAAUGAACUUGUCCAUCUUUCAAUUUGGACAAUACCAUUUACUGUUUAAAAGGUUGCUAAACAAAAAUAUACUGACUGAACAGUGAACAGUGCAGAUCUUGAUUAGACUGCACGAAUGUGCAGGCUGAUAAUGAUCUACACUCGUCGCAAAGACAGAAUCAAUCCUUUCCAGCAUGAUCAGGGUUGAAUAUAGAAAUUAGAUGUAAAAUGAGCUGUUUCAAAGUCUGUUUUCUAUUAUAGCCAUCAUUUUAAAUGACUUAUAUGCGGGUAUUAUAAACAAAACUUCAGAUACUGAAAAAGCAGAUUUACACAUUCACUGACAUUCAUUACAUUGAGGACAGUUGUAAACUGUAAAGGCAAUUUUAUUGAAUAAAAUUUAAUUUAUA